Tetrahymena thermophila SB210 is the source of this 1095-nucleotide messenger RNA. RefSeq lists its product as hypothetical. NCBI's taxonomy places the organism in Eukaryota, Ciliophora, Oligohymenophorea, Hymenostomatida, Tetrahymenidae. The record is from RefSeq and is a predicted model, not a curated record. The transcript has a single exon.
AUGGACUAAAAUAACUAAAAUUAGUUGAUUAUUAAAAACAACAUUCUCUAUUUGGCUAAACAAAGUGGUUAAGCCAUUCCUAGCCAAAGAAAUUUACUAAAUAAAUGGUUCUAAGAUUCUAUAAAGACCUAUAUAUUUGAGUCUUAUGCAUCUCCUCUGAUCGCAGAUUACCUAAAAUUAAAAACCUCCACAGAAGUCAAAGCCUUUAUCCACAAAAAAACAGACAAGAAUAAACCAAAAUACAUGGGAAUCAUUGAAUAAUAUUUUAUUUAUCUCAAAUAAUGCAAUAAAUAAGAUGCCUUUAUAAACAAACUUCAAUAAAUACUUUUGAAUCCUGAAGACAUUACUUCAAUGAAAAAUCAACUCUCUUACAAUACAAUGAAAACUGUUAGAAAAUAGUUCGUGUGUUUACUAAUCCUAAAAUACUUUGAAUUAUUUGGCCAAUAAGAAAUGUCCUCCUUUUAUGAUUUGUGGAACAUAUGCUUCCCCUAAGAACUUCAAGUCAAAAAAAAACUCUCUAGGUUUGAUAAAAAGAGCGAUAAUAAAGACUUAAAAAGCAUUCAUCUUAAAUAAGAUUUUGAUUAAGACAAAUCUUUACACAAUUUACACACUCCUAUUAACUUCUUAAAUCGCAGCACUUUUUUUUCCUCUAAAAAUUAAUCAGAAAUAUCUAACUAAGAAAUUUUCACAAUCUCAACUAUUUUAGGGAUAAAAAAUUAAUAUCAAGUAAAAUAAGAUCAAAGCUUUUAAAUUAGCAAUAACUUUAAUUUUAACUCUGAGAAAAAACCAAUAAAUAAUAGAAUAUUUGAAGAAGAAAGUUAUGAAGAAGAAUCUAUGAACCAUUAUCUGCAAUUUAAUAACUUUUCAAAUUCGUUCUAAAAUGAAUAAUAACAAUCUAUUUAAAUUAAUUGUGAUGAAGACUAUUUCGAAAAGUAUUAAAAUUAAUAAGAAUUUUUCAAUGUCUCAUAAGAUUAAUAGUGCUUUUAAUAAUAAGGAUAUUAUGAAGAUUAACUUUGUGAAAUUAGCUAUCCUUAAAAUUUUCAUUUUUAGUAAUAAAAUAAUAACUAAAACAUGAACUAAAUUAAUCAAAAUUGA